Molecule: messenger RNA, 4901 nt
Organism: Oncorhynchus mykiss (rainbow trout)
Lineage: Eukaryota; Metazoa; Chordata; Actinopteri; Salmoniformes; Salmonidae
Product: polyamine-transporter SLC45A4
Biological process (GO): transmembrane transport
Cellular component (GO): membrane
Molecular function (GO): sucrose:proton symporter activity
Source: RefSeq, a predicted model, not a curated record
AGAUAUUCCUUUAAAGCUGUGGCUUGACUGCAAGACGUCCCAGAGGAUCCAGUCGAUGCACCAAUACAAAAAUACCUUUCGAGUGGACGUAAACAUUAUAUCACAACAGUAACGAACGAAGGAAAGAGAUACCGAUAACUGGGUGCCAAGAAGACAGCUGCUCCUCUUUUCCAAAAGGACGAGGCGCACAACGUCUUUGGAACAACUGCUGUUGCAUGCAGUCAUCUGCAGAGGUUACUGUAUGAAGCUUUUAAGGCCUUUUUGAAUGAUCAGCCACUCGAUGGGGAUUCACCGAGGAGCUCUCACCUGUGUCGCCUCCUGCCCUCCGCCCCGCCGCCUGCCCUCCCUCUUCUGCACCUCCUCCACACACAUCAUGAAACUGGUAUUAACUGAAUGGCAAUUGAUAUGGAUUUUUACUGAUUCCAGUAGACUGUGAAGCAACAAAAACACAAAAAGGGAGGAAAAGCCAUAUCUAAUUUUCACACGUCCUUCUUUACACCAAAUAAACCUGCCUGUGGGGUGCUGUUCUAGGCUGCCUGCACAGGCCCUCCCUGAAAACAACACCUCUCUGGAAAACACGAGGAAUGUAUCGUACGCUUUGAGAGAUUCUUCUUCCUACCUGAUUACCUCGUUUGAGGACAUCGACGGCCGAGGGAGCUAUACUUUGAGGACCAGCUCUCACAACAGGUGCCACCAAGCCACCAGUGUGAGCAUACAGAUUCUUUUUUACAUUUAAAAAAGAUAUAUAUAUUGUUUUUCUCUGGAGCCUGAAGUGCUGUGCGUUUGGCUGUGUGCAUGCCGAAGAAGAAGAAAAUGGCUCCCCAGAACUCUGAGGCGGAUGCUAUGCAAGUGCAGGGGGUGAUGGUGGUCCCUACUGCUAAGAAAACCACCACAGACUCUGCUGCCACAGGGGAUAGAGGAGGAGGAGGAGGAGGUGUGGUGCUGGAGUCAUGCCAGGAGGAGUCGGUGAGCGAGGGGUCUAUAGACCGGAUCCCCCUGCAGCAGUGGGUGAUGCACGGAGCCGUCAUGUUUGGACGAGAGUUCUGCUACGCCAUGGAAACGGCCUUGGUUACGCCUGUACUGCUGCAAAUAGGUCUUCCAGAACAGUAUUACAGUCUGACGUGGUUCCUGAGCCCCAUUCUGGGUCUGAUCUUCACACCUCUGAUUGGCUCCGCCAGCGAUCGCUGCACCCUGAAAUGGGGCCGGCGACGCCCUUUCAUCCUGGCCCUGUGUGUGGGGGUGUUGUUUGGAGUAGCACUCUUCCUCAACGGGUCACUCAUAGGACUUGCCGUCGGCGACGUGCCAAAUAACCAGCCCAUAGGGAUUGUUCUGACGGUGCUCGGAGUGGUGGUGCUGGACUUCAGUGCAGACGCAACAGAGGGUCCCAUAAGGGCCUACCUACUAGAUGUGGCAGACACUGAAGAACAAGACAUGGCCCUCAACAUCCACGCCUUCUCCUCGGGUUGUGGGGGAGCAGUGGGCUACGCGCUAGGCGGUCUGGACUGGACCCACACAUUCCUGGGCUCAAUCUUCAAGUCCCAGGAGCAGAUCCUCUUCUUCUUUGCCGCCAUCUUGUUCACUAUCUCUGUGGCGCUGCAUCUGUUCAGCAUUGAAGAGCAGCGGUACAGCCCCCAGCAGGACCGGCUGGACGAGGAGGCCGACGCCGCUUCUUCCACGGCCCACAAGGCCAACUGCUCCCCAGGGAAGCUUCAUGGCCACAACACCCCCCACAUGGAGCUCAUCGGAGAGGACGACAUCUACGACCCUUGUGAUCGUUACGGCCGUUAUGAGUUCUACAGGGAUGGUGAUGGGGAAGAGGAUGGGCGCUCAUUGCACGACAUGGACAUGGACUUCCUGGAUGUGGAGAUGGUGAGGUCCAAGUCGGACUCAGUGCUGCAAAUGGCCGACGCCACACUGGAUCACCUGGACCACGACGCUCUGUCCCUGCUUCACAUCGAGCCCUCCAUCUUUGCUGACCGCCUGUCGUCCUACCACGGCUCUCCACCACGCCGCAGCAGCAGCACAGGCAGCCAGGACCUCCUCAAAACCUCCAAAAAGAUCUGCCGGCUGUCCCAGUUCCUGCAGGAGCAGGACCGCGAUGGGGAAGAGGCGCUUCUCAACAACCAGCUCAACGAGCAGAAGACGCCAAAUGGCCGGGCGCAUGCCAACGGCUUGGGCCAGGGCGCCAACGGGCAUGCCCACAUGGUCAUGAAGAACUCGGCCAGCACAAACGCUUCCAUGCGGCACCGCCGACACAUCUUCUACCGCCAGCCGUCCUGCACCUUCUCCUACUACGGCCGCGUGGGCUCCCACCGCUACCGCUACCGGCGAGCCAACGCCGCGCUGCUCAUCAAGCCCUCGCGCAGCUUGAACGACAUCUACGAGGUACAGCGGAGACAGAAGAGGAGACAGCAGAACCCCAGAGCGCGUCACCAGUCAGGCAACACCAACUCCAGCGGGGACACAGAGAGUGAGGAGGGGGAGACGGAGACCACGGUCAGGCUGCUGUGGCUGUCCAUGCUGAAGAUGCCUCCAGAGCUGAUGAGGCUCUGUGUCUGUCAUCUCCUCACCUGGUUCUCCAUCAUUGCUGAGGCCGUCUUCUACACUGACUUCAUGGGCCAGGUCAUCUAUCACGGCAACCCCACGGCUCCCGCUAACUCCACGGAACUGCAGAACUACCACAAAGGAGUUCAGAUGGGCUGCUGGGGGCUGGUCAUCUAUGCCUUGACCGCUGCCUCCUGCUCAGCCUUACUGCAGAAGUACCUGGACAACUUUGACCUGAGCAUCAAGGUUAUCUACGUCCUGGGUACGCUGGGCUUCUCCAUCGGUACGGCCGUCAUGGCCAUCUUCCCUAACGUCUAUGUCUCCAUGGUGAUGAUCAGCAGCAUGGGCAUCAUCUCCAUGAGCAUCUCCUACUGCCCUUAUGCCCUACUGGGACAAUACCAUGAGAUGAAAGAGUACAUCCACCACAGCCCAGGGAACUCCAAGCGGGGCUUCGGCAUCGACUGUGCCAUCCUGUCAUGCCAGGUGUACAUCUCCCAGAUCCUAGUGGCAUCGGCACUGGGCGCGGCGGUGGACGCCACAGGUAGCGUGCGGGUCAUCCCUAUGGUGGCGUCCGGCGGCUCCUUCCUGGGUUUUCUCACCGCCUGGUUCCUGGUCAUCUACCCGAGCCAUGGCGAUGCGGAGGCCAAGGGUGAGCAGAAAGCUUUAACAGGGUCCUCCUCUGAUAACAGCGGCACAGAGAAACCCAGUGUUCUAAAACUGACCAAGAAAGGCGCCGCCACCACUACGUGUAAAGUGGAGUGCGAAUCCACUCUGUGAUGGAGGGGGUUACUGUUAUCAUAGCAAUGCAAACGACAUCAACAAAAAAUAAAAAUAAAAACUGACAUUCCCUUUUCCGCCACCGAAGACUGUGCUGCAUGGCAUGGGUUUGACCGACCUGCUCUUUCUCUGAGACACAUGGGCCAGGAUGUUUUAAAGUUUCAUUUUUACUUUUUUCAUUUAAUAUGUGUCGCGGUCUCAGGACUGUGGUGUGGCGAGGAGAGGACAAUCAUCUCUCCCUCUCAGGGCCACCAGGAGCCGCCAUCAAGGCGGUCCGACUGGAUAGGACAGAUCAGGGGACAAUGGAUACACACGCGACCGACCGUCGUUCACACGCUGAACUGGGAUCUCUCGAAAAGACAUGCACUUCACUCUUGCACUUCCAUUCAUGGGUCAAGACAAAAAUAGUUUAAGAGAUAUUUUAUUCUUCUAAUAAGUGAAUCAUUUGAAAAUACUGAAAAUUGCUCUUCCUUUUGAUUGAACAUUUUAUUUAGUUUAUUUUACUCUAUAUAUUUUUGACAUGAUAUUGCAGAAGGACAUUGUAAUCACCAAAUGUGGCCAGGCCCGGUAUAAUUUACAGGGUUGAUGUUUUACUUUUUGGACUUUAAAGGUUUUUAGUGGCUUUAAGAGGAAACGGCACAGGUAUAAGGAGGAGAUUUCUUCUUUAGGAGAGCAUCUCCAAAGUGAGGAGCGAAAGAAGGCAUUGUUUGGUAAAUAGUUCUCUUAUUUAUUUUAUUUUAGCACAUACUAAGUUGUCACAUACUAAGACCAGUUACACUAUAUCUACACAUAGAUAUCUUUAUCCUCUUUAGUAAUUUAUACUAAGGAUCCUAUUUUCCACCUUUCAGUAUAAAUCCUUCGGAGAUCACGUCCUCAAGGGCAUUACCAUUGACGGAGAACAGAAACACUUUAAGAAAAUGCUCAAGAGAAAGAAUCUCAGUGCUGCGUUGGAGUUACGAAGGAGUGCAUACCAAACAAAGGAGAGAAGCUGAGGAGCGCUUUUCAGUCUCAGUGAGAAGAAACAGAUUUUGCGCUUAAUUUCCCUUACUACUACUUAUUUUUCUUUCUCUUGUUUCAAAAGCAAUGUUAAUGGAUUGUGUCACUCGAUGCACAAUUUCAGCUGUUGUCCUUUUUUUGAGGAUGUUACUAAAGCUAGCUAGAUGUUUGUCAAAUGUGGGAGUGCGGUUAGAUGGAGGGUUGGGGGAGGAGCCCCUAGGCAGAACUUAAACUGUGCAGGAAUUGAAGUUGGUUCUUUUCCUACCACAUAGGUCUUCUAUUUUCAGUUUCUAACUGAUUGAAAACGAAGUAAUGGGUCUUAAAAGAAGAGUAAUAUCCUCUCACUUUUGUAGUCUGUUUACAUUUUAGAAACCUGGUUGCUGCAUGGUUUGGGCCAUGUGGCGAGUUGUGCUGUGCUCGGAAGCAGCCCUAGCUAAAUGCUAACCUGCCAUGUUGGCUCUGCAUGGCCUACAUACAGUGCAUUGGGAAAGUAUUCAGACCCCUUCAAUUUUUCCACAUUUUGUUACGUUACAGCCUUAUUCUAAAAUUGAUUAAAUUGAGUUUUUUCCUUAUCAAUCUAAAUA